This is a messenger RNA of Myodes glareolus (Bank vole), 3705 nucleotides long. RefSeq lists its product as uncharacterized. The record is from RefSeq and is a predicted model, not a curated record. Lineage: Eukaryota; Metazoa; Chordata; Mammalia; Rodentia; Cricetidae. Gene Ontology annotation, molecular function: DNA-binding transcription factor activity, RNA polymerase II-specific; RNA polymerase II cis-regulatory region sequence-specific DNA binding. Gene Ontology annotation, biological process: regulation of DNA-templated transcription.
GUGGUCCAGGACUUGGGGGUGGGGACGGGGGCGGGGUCCCCUGGGAUUGACGACUGCGCAGACCGGGCGGGACGGCCCCUUUGUCUUAGGGUGCUGAGACAGCAGCCACAGGGCGAAAGGUUGCAGCAGAUGCCCGCAGGAUCCUGAUUCCUCUUGUCCUAACACACCCAAGACGCCAAGAUGGCAGCAGCUGGACUUCUGCCACUGCCAGCAGGACCUCAGGUCAAGGUGACCUUUGAGGAUGUGGCUGUUCUGCUGUCCCAGGAGGAAUGGGCCCGCUUGGGCCCUGCUCAGCGGGGCCUCUAUCGGAAUGUGAUGAUGGAAACUUACGGCAAUGUGGUCUCACUAGGACUCCCAGGAUCCAAGCCUGUUGUGAUCUCCCAGUUGGAGCGAGGAGAAGAUCCAUGGGUCCUGGAUGGGCAGGACACUGAGCCGAGCCAGAGCCUGGGAAGUGGUCCCUCCGAAUGGAAAACCAAGGAAGAAAACCAAAACACAAACUUGAACUUACAGCCAUUGACCUCAGAUGAAAAAGCAGUGAUUCUGGGGGAAACAUCACUGAAGAAGGCUAAUGAAGAACACUGCCAAACAGAGCAGAACAUCUGCCCAAAUCCAGCCCCCAUUGGCCCCCAUGCCGUCCAGGAAUCAAAUCCUAGUGUACCACUUACUCGACACCAGGUGGCUCCUAGUGGAGAGAGACCCUAUAUGUGCAUCGAGUGUGGGAAAUGCUUUGGUCGGAGCUCUCACCUCCUCCAGCACCAGCGAAUACACACUGGGGAGAAGCCCUAUGUCUGCCACGUGUGUGGGAAGGCCUUCAGCCAGAGUUCUGUCCUCAGUAAGCACAGGCGGAUCCACACCGGCGAAAAGCCCUACGAGUGCAACGAAUGUGGGAAAGCCUUUAGAGUGAGCUCGGACCUUGCCCAGCACCACAAGAUCCACACGGGAGAGAAGCCUCACGAAUGCCUGGAGUGUGGGAAGGCGUUCACUCAGCUCUCCCACCUCAUCCAGCACCAGCGGAUCCACACAGGGGAGAGGCCCUAUGUGUGUCCCUUGUGCGGGAAAGCCUUCAACCACAGUACUGUCCUGCGGAGCCACCAGAGAGUGCACACUGGAGAGAAGCCUCAUGGCUGCAGCGAGUGUGGGAAGACAUUCAGUGUGAAGAGAACGUUGCUGCAGCACCAGCGGGUCCACACCGGCGAGAAACCAUACACGUGCAGUGAGUGUGGGAAGGCCUUCAGUGACCGCUCGGUGCUCAUCCAGCACCACAACGUGCACACCGGGGAAAAGCCGUACGAGUGCAGUGAGUGUGGCAAGACCUUUAGCCACCGCUCCACCCUGAUGAACCACGAAAGGAUUCACACGGAGGAGAAACCCUACGCGUGCUACGAGUGUGGGAAGGCCUUUGUUCAGCACUCGCACCUCAUCCAGCACCUCCGGGUCCACACUGGGGAGAAACCCUAUGUGUGCGGCGAAUGCGGGCAUGCUUUCAGUGCACGCAGGUCUCUGAUCCAGCACGAGAGAAUCCACACAGGUGAGAAACCCUUUCAGUGCACAGAGUGUGGCAAAGCGUUCAGCCUGAAAGCAACUCUCAUCGUGCACCUGAGGACCCACACAGGCGAGAAACCCUACGAGUGCAACCGCUGCGGCAAGGCCUUCAGCCAGUACUCGGUGCUCAUCCAACACCAGAGGAUCCACACAGGAGAGAAACCCUAUGAGUGUGGGGAGUGUGGGCGUGCCUUCAACCAGCACGGGCACCUGAUCCAGCACCAGAAAGUACACAAGAAGCUGUGACCCGUGGCUGUCGGAAGCCCAGCUUAGAACCUGCACAAUACGUAAACAGCUUUCCUUCCAGUUCUGUUAAAUCUGCAGGACCUUUCCUUGGUGACUCAAUGUCACAAUUCCUUUUCCUUCUAAAGAAAAACAUUCUACUAGUGUUACCUUUCUUCCCCUAACCAUCUUGAGGUUAUAUUGGAGAAUCCUAUAAUUGUGGAUAUUGGUAAAGUUAGCCAUAAUUCUGCCUUUGCUUAUUUGGCAAGAAUCAGUUUAUUGAAGCAACUGAAAAGACAGAGACUAUAUUAUAUUGACAUUUCAAAUGGAGCUCCUUGUCUUACUAGCUUCAUGCCUUUCCUAAAGGCAUCUGGUCAUUCAAAUGUUGUAUUUAAAUUUAGAAUGUUGGACUAUUUUCAGUUAUCUUUUCUAUGGGGGUGGGGGUACUUUGAAAGGUCUUUGUGUAGCCAUGGCAACCCUGGAACUCUCUGUAGACCAGACUGACCUCAAACUCAAGAGAUCCAUAUGCCUCUGCCUCCCUACUGCUGGGGUUAAAGCCGUGUGCCAGCACCACCCGGCUUAUUUUUAGUAUUUAUGAAACACUUAAGUACUAUGUGUAUAAAGCACCGUUUUAAAAAAAAAAAAAUUCUUGAGCCAGAGAGAUGAUGGGUUCAGUGGAUAAAACCUGAUAACCUGAGUUUGCUUUCUAGAACCCACAAGGUGGGAGAACCAACUCCCACGGGUUAUCUGGCUUCCAUGUGAGAUCCAAGCACGAGUGUGUGAUAUGCACACGCAUAAAUAAAACCAAUAUUUUAAAAUAUUCUUAUGAAAUAUUCUGAAAUGGCAGCUCUUGUUUGGAAAAGGAAAAAGAUACAUUAGUGAGAAUUUAUGUAAACUGAAAAAAACUGAUGUCUUGAGGUUUCUAUUGUCCUGAUAAAAACACCAUAACCAAAGCAACUUAACAAAGGGUUUAUUUCACUUCCACAUCACAGUGAAGUCAAAGCAGAAACUCCUAUACAGGCCAUGGAAUAACACUGCUUACUAGCUUGCUCCUCAUGGCUGCUUUCUUAUAAAGUUCAGGUAGGAUCCACUCACACACACCUGUUGGUCCUGUGGUAGUAGCAUCUAUUCAAGAACUCUGCCAUAUGGUGCCAAGCCUCGGUUUCUCUCCAGGAUCCCUUUAGCCUGAGGGCUUCUACAAUUGAGGCAGCAUCUUCACUGGCCUCUCAGUGCCAAGCCUCAGCUUGAACCCACACAUGCCUUCAAAGCCUGUACCAUGCAUCGAGUUCAGUUACCUGCCUCUAUACCACAGCUUCUUUCUGGAUGCUAACCCUGAGUAGACAAACACUUCCCAGAUAUCACCUGAAUGGUGCUAAUUACUACUCCCUCCUCAUACACACAGGGUUUCUGUGUAUUCCUGGCUGUUCUGGAACUCACAUUGUUGACCAGGCCUGCCUCUGUUGGUCACAGAUUAUUCUAGCAAAGAUUCACUUUAAUGGUUUUAGUAUCUUGUCUAAGUUCCUUACUCUCAGCUGAGCAGAACAGAUUCUUAACUGAAUUAUCACCAGCACGGUGGUAUAUGCUGCUAUAUAGCAAAGGCAGCCACAGCUAUAGUGGAAUCCUGUCUCAAAACAAAAGGCAUGGUGAUGCAUGUCUUUAGUCCCAGCAUUCAAGAGGCAGCUGAGAUCUCUAGAAUUCAUAGCCAGGGCCAGAUAAACCCGUGUCUUGAAAAACCAAAAUAAAUAUCGGCCUCUAGUCUUUUGUGUUUCUCAAAACUUCCUUCUGAAAAUAUCUUUACUACUACUAUCAUUUUCUGAGUUCCCUUAACUCAUGAAGAACUGAAUACUCAGUCAUCUUCUAGUCCACAAUCCUCCCACUAAAAUGGUCAAUAUCGGCACAAAUUUGUCUUCGGGUUGUUAUGGCUGUUGAUAAUACCGUGAG